AUGCUCUACUAUGCCAACUUUACUCGAAGAUUAGGAGACGUCGAUGAAGGCAGUACAGUGACUGACUUCCUUCCUGCCGAGCGAGCCAGAGGCAUCACAAUCCAGUCUGCAGCCAUUUCAUUCUCAUGGCCGCCAUCGCCAGGAAACAAGCAGCAUCCAUUCGCUCCAGGGACGCCAAGGUCACACAUCCCCCACAACAUCAACUUGAUCGACACACCCGGACAUGCGGAUUUUACAUUUGAAGUCCUUCGAUCUUUGAGAGUGCUUGACGGCGCUGUGUGCAUUCUGGAUGGCGUUGCCGGUGUUGAAGCUCAGACGGAAAAGGUGUGGGCACAAGCCGCGGCAUACGCCAUUCCUAGGAUUGUCUUUGUGAACAAGCUGGAUCGUGAUGGCGCUGCAUUUGGGCGUACUGUUAAGGAAGUCGGCGCUAGGCUUGGUGCCUGGCCAGCAGUCUGCGGCAUUCCGUGGUGGAGUGCAGACGGCCGACUACAAGGCGUUGGCGAUGUUGUCGGGCUGAGAGGCUUGAGAUAUGUUGAAGGUGGCGAUGGCAAGGAAAUCCAAGCAUUUGAUUUGAGCAAGCUGCAAGGCGAAGACGCAAAGCUGGCUGAAGAAUUGAAGACGGCUCGAGUUGCGCUCAUCGAACGCUUAUCCGAACACGACGAUGAGAUGGUCGAGAAAUAUCUCGACGCAGACGAAGAUCAUCUUGCUAUCAGUGCAGGAGAUGUCACUGAAUCGCUGAGAAGAUGUGUGUUGCAAACCCCACAACAAGUGGCUCCUAUCUAUGCUGGAGCAAGUUUCCGCAAUGUUGGAGUCCAACCUUUGUUAGAUGCGAUCGUUGAUCUCCUCCCUUCCCCUGAAGAACGACCUGAUCCUGAGGUGAGCCUCGGCUCUGGUACGAAAGGCGGCUUGAGCGUCUUCCUCUCCGGCAAGCUCGUGGACGAGGCUACCACGCAGACAAAAGUAUCAGGUAGAGCUCUCAGCAAAAAUCAAGCAACAACGGCGCUGCAAAAACUGGAAGCAUGUGCUUUGGCCUUCAAAGUGGUUGCGGAUGCCAAAAGAGGAGUCCUCGUGUAUGUACGAGUAUACUCUGGCACGGUCAACCGUAACGCGGCGCUCUGGAACACGAAUCUGCAGAAUAUGGAGCGCGCUCAGAGACUGAUGAAAAUGUAUGCCAACGAGGCAGUCGAUAUCGACUCCAUCCAAGCUGGACAUAUUGGAGUGAUACCAGGACUGAGAUUUGCCAGGACUGGAGACACUUUGAUAUCGUAUCAAGGGGCGAAUCCCAAGACUGGGCCUCCGCUACCCAUUGGCAGUCUCCAACUACGACCCAUCAAUGUACCGCCUCCAGUCUUCUUCGUCAGUGUCGAGCCGAACAGUCUAUCAGAGGAAAAGCAUAUCAAAGGAUCACUGGCCUUGCUUCUUCGAGAGGAUCCGAGUCUCUACGUGUCUUUGGACGAGGAAAGUGGACAGACCCACCUUGCUGGAAUGGGCGAAUUGCAUCUCGAGAUUGCCAGGGACCGUCUGGUUAAUGAUCUCAAAGCCAAAGCCAGGAUUGGCAAUAUCGAAAUUGGAUACAGAGAAGCAAUCACUGCCUCGAGUCCUGAGGUUACGGAAGUCUUUGACCGAGAGGUGGGAGGUAAGAGCUCCAAGGCUGCCUGCUCAGUGGCUGCCGAGCCACUUUUAGAGGAGGACGUGGGCAGUAAUGCACACUCGAUGGAGCUGCAUGACAAGAACGUGCUGAGCGUGUCUUUCCCGACACUGCACGGAGAUGGAUCAUCCAUCGAUCCAGAUGAACCCGGACUACCAGAACACCUUCCCAUACAGAUCAUCCUCCAGGCCCUUCAGAACGGCGUCUCUGCGGCCCUCGCAAGAGGUCCGACACACAGUUAUCCCGUUCACUCCACUCAAUUGCAAAUCACAUUCGACCCGGCUCAACACAUAUUCCCCAACACCACACCAGCAGCAAUAUCAUCAGCAGCGCGAUUAGCGGUCCAAAAAGCAUUGAAACAGAGCGCAAGCGCUAGUGACAGCGUCCUAAUGGAGCCUGUUAUGAUGGUCACUAUCAGCGUCGAUGAAGAAAGCAUCGGUUCAGUCGUCCACGACAUCUCCUCUGCCCGCGGCGGCAGCGUUGUCUCUCUGGGUUCAGAGGACAAUCAAGAGCCCUCAUCGUCAAACGAAAUCGACGUCUCCAAAAUAUACGCUCCUGCAGACCCCUUCGCUGGCGGGCACGUAACGUCCGACAUAGCGAGUGUGGGCAAUGGGAUGCGGCAGAUUGUGGCGCGGGUUCCGCUAAAGGAGAUGGUGGGGUAUCUUAAGCAUUUGAGGAGUCUGACAGGUGGCAGAGGGACCUUCACGAUGAUUGUGGAUCGGUUUGAGAGGAUGAGCGUACAGAGGCAGAGGGCUGUGCUGAAUGAGAUGAGGGGGGACUAUACUUGA
Zasmidium cellare ATCC 36951 is the source of this 2436-nucleotide messenger RNA. RefSeq lists its product as uncharacterized. NCBI's taxonomy places the organism in Eukaryota, Fungi, Ascomycota, Dothideomycetes, Mycosphaerellales, Mycosphaerellaceae. Gene Ontology annotation, biological process: ribosome disassembly; mitochondrial translation. The record is from RefSeq and is a predicted model, not a curated record. The transcript has a single exon. Gene Ontology annotation, cellular component: mitochondrion. The coding region runs from base 1 to 2436 and encodes 811 amino acids. Gene Ontology annotation, molecular function: GTPase activity; GTP binding.